Molecule: messenger RNA, 1846 nt
Organism: Camelina sativa (false flax)
Lineage: Eukaryota; Viridiplantae; Streptophyta; Magnoliopsida; Brassicales; Brassicaceae
Product: plant intracellular Ras-group-related LRR protein 8
Cellular component (GO): cytoplasm
Molecular function (GO): protein binding
Source: RefSeq, a predicted model, not a curated record
UAAGUUGGAUAUACAAAAGAUCUAUAGAGAGAGAGCCAAAAAGUACAUCUAGAGAGAGAGAACUUCAAGUUUUCAACGCCAAGCCCCUCUCUUAUCAUCCGUACAUAUCUUCCGAUCCAUCUCGGUCUCAACUCCAUUUCAAUCUUCAACUCUCUCUCUCUCUCUCUCUCUCUCUCUCUCUAUUCAAUAUCUUUAUCAAUUAUCAUCAUAUAUAUAAAUUGGGUACAGUUUCUACUCUUUUAUAAACACACAUCUUGAUCACAAACCUCUCUCUUUCCUCGUCGUUCUCUCUCUUUGUGGGUUAUACUUUUGUGCGUGUGUACAAAUAUACAUGCAAAUACACAUACACAUAGGAAGAUAUGAUGGGUUACGAGCAGAUGAAUCAGAUGACAAUGACGACAACGGCGAUGAUGAAGAAUUACAAUAAGAGGGGACUAAACAAUAACACUCCACAGAAGAAAAUAAUGACGAGGAGAAGUGUGUCGGCCAUUGACGGUGGUGCAGCUGCGGCGGCGGCUGAGAAAGGAGAUCGCAGCCAGAAUCUCAAGACUCUCGAUCUUAGCGGCAUGUCCCUGGCUUCUCUCUCUGCCUCUUCUAUCAACUUAGCGUCAAUCUCCCAACUCGAUCUUUCCAACAACAAUAUUCAGAAAAUUCCGGAAUCUCUAGUAGCAAGAAUGUUAAAUUUGUCAGCAUUGGAUUUACACUCCAAUCAGCUCAAAACUCUUCCCAACUCCAUCGGAUGUCUUUCCAAGCUUAAGUUUCUUAAUGUCUCCGGAAAUUAUCUCCAGUUUCUCCCAAAAACUAUCGAAGAUUGCCGAUCGCUGGAAGAGCUGAACGCCAACUUCAACGAGCUGACGAGGCUCCCAGACGCGAUAGGGUUCGAGCUAACCAAUCUGAUCAAGCUCUCCGUCAACUCGAACAAGAUCAUCCAGUUACCACAAUCCGUUAGCCACUUGACGUCGCUGCGUGUGCUUGACGCACGGCUAAACCGACUUGGUUCUCUCCCUGAGGAUCUAGAGAACCUCGUGAACCUUCAGGUCCUUAAUGUCAGCCAGAACUUCCAGUACUUGACGACGUUGCCUUACUCCGUCGGGUUGUUGAUAUCUCUCGUGGAGCUUGACGUCAGUUACAACGGAAUUACAGUUUUACCACACUCCCUCGGUUGUCUCCGUCGCAUUCAGAAGCUCUCCGUCCAGGGUAAUCCCCUCAUCUCCCCACCUUUUGAAGUGGUGGAACAAGGAUUGGAAGCAUUGAAGCAGUACAUGAGCGAGAAGAUGACCGAGUCUUAUAAGAAAACUCCGACCAAGAAAAAGUCGUGGGGAAUUGGUAAGCUCGUCAAGUACGGAUUGAGCUCUUCUCCGGGGAGGAGAACUGGCCGUGGAGACGAGAGGCAAGGCUUCAUCAACGUCUCUGAUUACCGUCAAAUAGACGGAAUCGCCUCCCCGCGACACAUGUCCCUCUUCAACCCGCGACGCCUCUUGUCUCCACUCUCCGCUUAUUUCUCUCCUCCAAGGUAUUAGCUUAGGUGUGUGUGUUCUGUUUUUAAUCUUCUACAUACGAUUGCAAAACCGUCGUCAUCAGUACUACUGUUACAUACAUGUAUUUUUUUAACUGUUAAUGUCUUUGUACAUUGUUUUCUGCAUGCUUAGCGUGAGGAUAAAAUCAUAUCUUUGUAUAUACGUUUUUGGUUUUGUGUUUUUAUGUCUGUAUCAGAGAUUUUUUAAAUGGUUUCUCUCUUUUCGUUGUAUUGUAGUUCAAUUUUGUUGAACACAUUUGUAUAUUAUGACAUAGACACACUUACAGUGUAGUCCAUAUGUAUAUAGUGGAAGAUCGCAUUCUGAUAAUA